Messenger RNA from Trypanosoma rangeli, 1074 nucleotides. Its product is annotated as putative protein kinase. Gene Ontology annotation, cellular component: endoplasmic reticulum membrane; Golgi membrane. Gene Ontology annotation, biological process: transmembrane transport. The record is from RefSeq and is a predicted model, not a curated record. Lineage: Eukaryota; Euglenozoa; Kinetoplastea; Trypanosomatida; Trypanosomatidae. Gene Ontology annotation, molecular function: transmembrane transporter activity. The coding region runs from base 1 to 1074 and encodes 357 amino acids. The transcript has a single exon.
AUGUCAGACGCAGCAUUGGCACUUUGUGGUGUCUUGAGUGGUUGCCAGGCAAAUGUGUUUUUACUCGAGCUCAUUAUAAUGCAAAGCCCCCACACUUUGUACGCUAUGACAUUUGCUCAGUAUGUAGUUGUUACACUUCUUGCUCUUCCGCUGGUGAUUGACUUUGCCGAUUUGUCGCGUAGUCGUGGAUGGUUUUCUCUGCGUUUGAGACCGAUGCGGAUACGGAUGCGACACAAAUUCAUUCUUGCUACGGCUUCGUGGCUCAUGGCUGUGGGCAGCAACAUGGUAUUUGGGUUUUACAUUUCUGUGCCUCUUCACGCAACGUUUAGAUCGUCAUCACUUUUACUAAAUAUGUUGGCAGGCCACUUUUUUUUGGAAAAACGAUAUACAUUUCCACAGGUGCUUUGUGCCACAGCCAUAUCGGGUGGUCUUAUUGCUCUUGCAAUAGAAAAGUCACAGAAGGUUCGCAGCACUGAAGCUGACAGUGCUAGGCAGAUAUCGGAAGAGAAUAUUUGGUGGUUUUUAGGACUGACCGUUCUCGCCUUCACCACGGUUCUUUCCACGGGUCUUGGAAUCUUUCAGGAGUACAUGUAUAAAAUGGCACGCCGUAAAGGGGAGGAUGCGAAAAUGUCAGAAGUGGCACCCACGUUAUUGCCAUCACCACCACCACCACCAAUGUGGGCAGAAGCUCUUUUUUUCUCUCAUUUCAUUUCUCUACCCUUGUUUUUGUUGCAGCCACAACGCCUUUUUAGGGAAUUUACCUCCAUUUCUCAGAGUAACUACAUAUACUUUGCAUUGAACGCCUUUUCGCAAUAUGUAUGUAUAACUGGUGUUUAUGUGCUGAAUGACAAAACAUCCGCCUUUACCCUAAUUCUUACACUGACGCUCCGCAAACUAUGCACUUUUGCGCUGUCUGUUGCUUACUUUGGUCAUUACCGCCACUUCACCAUGGUGGAGUGGGUGGCAAUGGUGACGGCGUUGGCGGCAGGUGCAAUGUACCCACUGCUUCCAAAGUUUCACGCCCCGUCCGCUGUUCGUCUGACUGCUGCUCAAAGUAAGGCGAAGGAGUUGUAA